Messenger RNA from Fonsecaea erecta, 999 nucleotides. RefSeq lists its product as hypothetical. The transcript has a single exon. NCBI's taxonomy places the organism in Eukaryota, Fungi, Ascomycota, Eurotiomycetes, Chaetothyriales, Herpotrichiellaceae. The record is from RefSeq and is a predicted model, not a curated record. Gene Ontology annotation, molecular function: hydrolase activity. The coding region runs from base 1 to 999 and encodes 332 amino acids.
AUGUCGUUCUCCUCUCCCUUGUCGCCAGCCCUUGGGGACGAAGCCACCGGUCUUACACGCGAAGAAUACAAGAUCAAAGCACUUGACGGAACCGAGAUGUCUCUGUGGAGAAUUGCUACUCGCAGCGCCGCCGCCACUGAGACUCCGAAGCCAGCCCUGCUCCAUAUCUCUAGUAGUCUUAGCUCAAUCCGCGAAGUCAUGAGAGUUGGCGGCGGCAACAUGGACCUCGACACUCUCAACCGCGUCAUCAUCGAUGGGCUCGGAACAAAGCCAUUACACGACACGGGGAUCGUCCUCUUGACAGUCAUGGCCCGUCCUGGGCAGCCGUCGCCAUUCUCGGGCCCGGUGGCGGAUGUGUAUGCGGCCUACGAAUACGCAGUCACUCAUGCCGACGACCUCCGCAUCCAGCCUCACAACAUUGCCAUGUCGGGUCAGUACACCAGCGGCCAGUUCGUGUGGUCGGCCACCCACAUUGCCAUCGAACUCGGCUUGCCUGCCCCGUGCGGUGUCAUGGUCCUCAACCCGGAUCUUAAUCCGGAGGUGAACUGGGAGACGAAACUGGGACACUGGGAGAGGAUACUGGGAUUUGAGACAGGGUCCUUGACUCGCCUCGACGAACAGCGCGAGCGGGCUGUCCACGACUGGCUGAAGACAAACUGGGAUGUUGCCUUGCGCCGGAUCGACUUCACCUUGUUUCCCGACAUCGUUCGAAAGUACACGGGACUGUUGCAGCUGCCACGCGAGGACCUUAGUCGACUACCCCCCAUGUUCGUGGACGUCGGAUACUAUUGGAACCGCUGCCGAGAGGUGCGUCAGGCGCGCGCGAUGUUGGCCGAAGCUGGCGUCGAAGUGUUUGGGUUUGACCAACAGCCGAUAGAGUUCGAGCAAUUCAUGCAAGGUGACCCGGGCUGGUACAGAGUUCACAACGGUACGCGCUUGGUGCAAGAGAAGAGAUGGGAGUCCAAGCGCCAGUUCUUCCAGAAGAUCUGGAAGAAUUGA